AUGACUUACUAUUCAGAGCAUUUCUUUUGGCAGCAGAGAGUCAAUAAGGAACUAAAUGCGCAUAGAAGAGUAUUUGAUCACAGAGUUGGCUUAUCAGGGGUGUCAUCUCCUAAGAGUUCAAAUUUCAGAUCAUUUGCAGGAGAGGAGGAUUAAAGUGCUGCUCAAGAAUUCCCAUUAUCGAAGAAGUUAUGCCAGUCCAAACAAGUCAAAACUCAAUAUAUGCCUAGGAAUAAAUAGAUAUACACCUUUGGAGGCACUAUCAAUGUUAGAGAUAUUUUUGAAAGACCCACUUUUGAGAAUGAAGAUCUGGUUGCAAAUAAUGGUAAAUAAAGUAAGAUGGCCGAGCUGAUUGACAUAAAGAGCAUUAAAGCAGGUUCAUAGCGUAGCAGAAAGAUCAAUAGCAUGAUAUAGAGCAUAAAUGGUACAUCAUCUCAUAAGAUGCUUGAAGUUAACAGUUAGCCUAUUUAUUUUGGAGUGAAUGAUGACAGAAAUAAGCAAAGUAAGGUGAUGAAUGAUUUUAUGAUUUCCCGAGGUUCAAAUUACAACAAAUACUAGAAAAUUCACCAUCAUCACUACGCACACCUACUAAGUCCCAAGACUAAAGUGUUGCAACCAUUUAGUGAAUUAGAUGCUGCUGCUGAUACAGUAAACAAUCCUAAUUAAAAUGCCCCCUAAAUGAGGCCGAUGACUACCUAGAGAGCUUUCAACUUUAGCAAUACCAUGAGAAAUUCAAACACAUCAUCUAAAAAUCAGCUAUUAUCUCCAAAGGGAGAGAGAUAACAACCUGAGUUUGUAAAAAGGGUGCUUAGCUCUAGAUAGCAAAAAAUAAGAAAGUCAUUAAAUACAAUGCUUCAGCGAGAUUCAAAGUCAGACUUGAAAGAAGUUACAGCUAAUGGAGAAAUAAAGGCACUACGGUCACCAGUCAAUUAACAGAUUCCAGAGGAAGAAUACUCUCAAGAGAAGAUCAUCAAUAACUAUUUUGAAACUGAGAGAUAGAAUAUUAAAUCUCAGGGAUCUAAUUAAUAUUUAGUUGGACUUGGAGGUACUUUUGAUUAAAGAAUAGGAGGCAAUUAAAAUGCUGAUUUGGAAGAGUAUAUUUGGAAUGAACAGUCUAAUUAUGUCAAUAAUAAUAAGAUGAUUUAUAUCAAUGAUGAUGUUAUUUCAAGAGGUACUAGAGGAACUAAAAUCUCUUAACUUGAGAAAGAAUUAGAAAGAGAGAGAAGUAUGCGUUACCAAUUAGAACAAGAAGUAGAAAAAAUAAAGAAGAUUCAGCAGGAGACUUUAUCACAAGUUGCAUCAAGAAGAUGA
This is a messenger RNA of Stylonychia lemnae, 1308 nucleotides long. The record is from the annotation of a GenBank genome assembly. NCBI's taxonomy places the organism in Eukaryota, Ciliophora, Spirotrichea, Sporadotrichida, Oxytrichidae.